CCAAAAUGUUGGACCCCCAUGCUUAGUUUAAAGGGACAUGUUACUACUCUCCAUGCUGAUGGGAUGGGCAGACUGUCUGAUGGAAUGGGGGCGUGGUCAGCCUUCUGGCACUGUGUCUGGACAACAGGGAAGGAGUCAGCUUCAGCAUCAAGCCCCGCCCAUUCAUAGUGUCAGCAACGUGACAGUGUGGGCGUGACUCCCGUGUGAGCGCGUGAGACCGUGGAGUGUCCGGCGGCACGCAGGAUGAAGCCGUUGGUCGCGCGGUGCCCGGGGCUGCCCUGCUUGUUGCUGGUGUCCGCCAUAUUGUGCCAGGGGAGCACCGGGGGAGACCUGGCAGUCACCGUCACCCUGCCAGCGCAGACCGGUACCCUGAUACCAAGGAGCAGCAGUCAGGUGCCCAGCUCCAGCCCGCUUACCCCCGGGGUGGACUCGGUGUUAGCGGCCGUGGCUCAGCGUCAGCACCUGCUGCUCCUCUUCCAGCGAUACGGCGACAAUAACCACAGCCUGAGCGUGCACGGCUUCCGCCAGCUGCUGAAGAGCCUGGGAGUGGAGAGGCUGAGGACGAUAGGCCGGGAGACCGAGCAUCACUCCCAUCAAACCAAGCACCACCACGGCCGCCACCAUCACCAUGGUCACCACCCACAUCACCCUCAGCCUACCCCUCACAGCAAGGCCGGGGGCCAGGCGUGUGCCGGGGAGGGCAGGGAGGCACGAUACGUGACGUCACCGGCCCAGCCAGCCAAUCACAGAGUGGUGAAGAGACACAUUGCUGGAGACAAAGUUGGGAGCAUCCUACCUGGUGCACAGCUAGAGGUGAGAGGGGCCCAUCCUGGGCAAUGA
This is a messenger RNA of Pelobates cultripes (western spadefoot toad), 840 nucleotides long. Lineage: Eukaryota; Metazoa; Chordata; Amphibia; Anura; Pelobatidae. The record is from the annotation of a GenBank genome assembly.